This is a messenger RNA of Diabrotica balteata, 843 nucleotides long. The record is from the annotation of a GenBank genome assembly. NCBI's taxonomy places the organism in Eukaryota, Metazoa, Arthropoda, Insecta, Coleoptera, Chrysomelidae.
AUGCAUUCUUUUGUAUUAACUUUGCUGAUUUAUUUAACUAUACAAGGAAAUGUUGUUUCCGAAAGUCAAAUUAUUUCUGAAAACGAAAUUUCUGAGGACUGGGACGAUUUUGGGACGAAUUUAAUUCAUCCUUAUAAUAGUAGUGAAAGAAGUGGAAAAUUUUUCGGGGUUGGAUUAGUAAGAUUUGCAAAUAAUCCAUGCACCAGCGGCAGCAUGGUAAUAGGAACUUGCCUUAGAAGAAGGCAAUGUAUGGAUCUAGCUGGUACACCUUCAGGUACUUGCGCUAAUAAUAUAGGCGUUUGUUGUGUUACCCAACCUGAUGCAACAGGAAAUUGUGCUACUGAUGCAUUUUUUGUUACGGGUGGAGCUGGACUUGUUCCUGUUAUAUGUGGUGAUAAUACUGGUCAGCACAUUUAUGUAGAUUUUAAUGGAAAUAAUAGUAUCGUACUAACUGUAACCACAGCAGCUAGUAACGUGGGUCGUACUUGGAACUUCUUGGUAACACAAAUUGCUUGCGGAUGUCCAACAAGAGGAUUUUGCUCAAUUCAGUGGGCAGCCAACGGCUUUAUCGUUUCAGGUGUUCCAGGACAAGGUUUUGAUGCCUUAACGAACGGCAAUUGUCUGACAGAUUUUAUAAUUAUUCCAAACCCCAGUUACCCAAAUGGAACGUUAACCAAUACAGAUCGAUUUUGUGGAACCUCUUUUGAUACAGUUCAAUCAUCAUUAAAGCCGUUUGUUUUGUAUGUAGUAACGAAUGCAGUUGAAGCCACUGAUGGUGAUGUUGCCAAUACUGGAUUUUCUCUUUCUUUUACACAACUGGCCUGCCCAAAUACCCUCUUUUAG